Molecule: messenger RNA, 4416 nt
Organism: Microtus ochrogaster (prairie vole)
Lineage: Eukaryota; Metazoa; Chordata; Mammalia; Rodentia; Cricetidae
Gene: Slc35h1
Product: solute carrier family 35 member H1
Source: RefSeq, a predicted model, not a curated record
CGGUUCGAAGUUGGUUUGAGCCUGUGUCCCCAACUGUCCAGCAGUGUAAACAGGACCCUGUGAUUAAUGGCCCAGGUGAACAGGUCUAGUCAGUGGUUGGAUCUGCCUCUAGGGCUCAUGAGGACCAGAGCAGGCUGCAUGCUGAGGAGAUGUUAGCCUGCAGAAAGGAUGUCAAGAUGCAAGGCUGCCUUAGGCCAAUAGGGCAGUGCCUCUCCCUUGGACCCACCAUGUCUUUCGAUCUUAAACUGUUCAUUAACCCAAAAACCAGUGGUGUCCUAACCGUAGGUGAAGGGAAGGUAAUUGAUGACGAAAUAAAAUGUGUCCAUCUGUCAGUUCUGACAGAGAUGCUGGAGUCACAUGAGGUCACUGGUGUUCCUCUUGCUAUAGAAUACCUGGGAAUGAGCCCACCAUAAGGCUAAGCUCACAGCAACCAUGAUAGCAGCCCCAGAGAUGUGAGCUGUUGUCAGCAAAGAAGUUUUCCAGAAUGGGGACUCUUGGUUCCACUUCGACAGCAUGUAAUCUCAUAUUGUAGAGCCCUGGAAAACCAUGUUUACAGAAAUCAGAAGUGAGCCCUCUGUGUGACUGUCAGAGAUGUUCAGAAUACAGAACGGUGCUGAGCUCCUUGGACAGGGCCUUUGCAGUCCCUACUCACCGAAUGCCAGGAGCUUCCUCCAGGUUCCAAACUCCUCGGAGAUAGCCACAGUCCAGGAGUCCUUUUGGCAGAGCCCAGAGCCAGCCUAGUUUGCCUCAGGAGGGAAUGUGAUAACAGGUUCCAGAGUGCAGAGUGGACUGACCAGACUGGAAGGAGGGAAGUCAGAUCCCACGAUGCUGGAAGGCUUCCAGGGGAGCUGGCAUUUCAGCACAAUGGGGAGGAAACAGCUGUAGUAUGCCCAACAAUGGGCCAGUGCUCUCCAGUGUUCCCUGAGCCAGGCUUGCCCUGGGCACUCAUGGUGUUGCUGGGCUGAUUGACAAGUGGUAAUUUGGUUUGGUGGGCACCUGCUUUCUAGGAGUAGCUCUUGGAGACCAGGGCAAGGGAUGCCUGGGUCACUUUAUCUCCUCAAGACCUGAUGAGUCCCCUGAAAUCCCAUACACACACCCAUACACACACACUGUCAUGGGGCCAUCAGACCAAAGGAGAAUAUAGAGCGUGCCAGGUAUGUGUGAGACCCUUGUGGAGUGCAACCUUACGAGGGACAGCAGCAUUACUCGGGGAUGGAGGUGUGGCUCAGUGGUAGCAUGGCUCCUAGCGCGAGACUCUGGGUUCUGUCUACAGCACUAAAAAGAAAAAAAAGUUUUCUCAAAUCACACCCCUCUCAGUUGCUACAAAAGAAAAGUAGGAGAGCAAUGGUGGCUCGUAGACAGGUCCCUGAGGAAGAGGAUUUGUACUGAGGAAGGAUGGAAGGGUGGUCAUCCCCUCUGUGCCGGGACAGACUGGCAGAGACAGACUAGACCAGAUUAGACUCAGACCUGCAGGCGGACUCUGGCCUUUGUGAAGGUACCUGGGCGCUGCUAGAGGGUUGAGGCAAGGUUCGACAGCACUACACCUACCUGUUGAAAGGUCACUUUUCGUGUGAAUGUACACUAGAGCCCUAAGUCCCUGUGCUGGGGUGGGACCCAUGGCUUCUGUGGUCACUGUGGCCAGACCCUCCCUCUCUUCUCUCCAGUGGCAGAGCUGGGGAUCUGUGACUUCCAUAUCCAGCUAGCCAUGGAACAGUUUGGCUCUGGCCACCAGCCCCUUAAGUGAGGACUCCGUCUGGGGCCCAUUGCACAGCCACACCAUGGAGGUGAAGAGGACUCUUCCAGCCAGGGGAACUGUCCUUUGAACACCGUGGUCCAGCUCUGCUGGUUCUUCCUGCUAACCAUCUUCAAGCGAGGCUCCUGCUCCUGCUGGCCCACGGAUGGGGAGGUGGGCCCUUGAUGUCGCCUUUGUGUGGAAGGCGGUGCUGACGCUGGGCCUGGUCCUCCUCUACUACUGCUUCUCCAUAGGCAUCACCUUCUACAACAAAUGGCUGACCAAGAGCUUCCACUUUCCCCUCUUCAUGACCAUGCUGCAUCUGGCCGUGAUCUUCCUCUUCUCAGCCCUGUCCAGGGCGCUGGUUCAGUGCUCCAGCCACAGGGCCCGAGUGGUGCUCAGCUGGACUGACUACCUCAGAAGAGUGGCCCCCACAGCACUGGCAACAGCACUUGAUGUGGGCUUGUCUAACUGGAGCUUUCUCUACAUCACCGUAUCACUGUACACAAUGACCAAAUCGUCCGCCGUGCUCUUCAUCCUGAUCUUCUCUCUGAUCUUCAAGCUGGAGGAACUGCGUGCAGCCCUGGUCCUAGUGGUCCUUCUCAUCGCUGGGGGCCUCUUCAUGUUUACCUAUAAGUCCACACAGUUCAACGUGGAGGGCUUUGCCUUGGUGCUGGGGGCUUCAUUCAUCGGCGGCAUCCGCUGGACCCUUACACAAAUACUUCUGCAGAAAGCUGAACUGGGCCUUCAGAAUCCCAUUGACACCAUGUUCCACCUGCAGCCGCUCAUGUUCCUGGGACUCUUCCCUCUCUUUGCCAUAUUUGAAGGUCUCCAUUUGUCCACCUCAGAGAAGAUCUUCCGCUUCCAGGACACAGGGCUGCUCCUGUGGGUUCUUGGGAGCCUCCUCCUUGGCGGGAUUCUGGCCUUCGGUUUGGGCUUCUCCGAGUUCCUCCUGGUCUCCAGAACAUCCAGCCUCACUCUCUCCAUCGCUGGCAUUUUUAAGGAAGUCUGCACCCUGCUGCUGGCGGCUCACCUGCUCGGUGAUCAGAUCAGCCUCCUAAACUGGCUGGGCUUCGCACUCUGCCUCUCCGGCAUCUCCCUGCAUGUGGCCCUCAAGGCCCUGCAUUCUAGAGGUGAUGAUGGCCCUAAGCUCCCAAAGGGCCCGGACCCCAGCGCUGACCUGGAGCUGCUGCUCUGGAGCAGCCAGCAGGAAGAAGAUGACGAGGAGUAUUUUGUGACCCAGGGGCAGCAGUGACCAGUCCAGGAGCAGUGGAAGCAAGCCACUCUGCUGUCCGCUCUGCUGACCACUCUUGGUGGGGCCCAGGGGCCCAGCUGCUGCCUCGGAGCAACUGCAGGUGGUGGCCUUAGAGUCACCUGUAGGACCCUGGUGGGGGUGGCUCCUGCUCUUUCCUGGGAGUGUGGUCCACAAAGUGGAUGCUAGGCUCACCCAAGACCUGGUGUGAAGGGAGCCAGUAACCUCUUCUCCACUGUUGCUCUGGCUCAGAGCCAAGAUGAACUUCAGGUGUGUAGUUUCUUGGGUUGCUGGGUUCGGACUGCAGGGCAUGGCAUCUGGGAAGGAGCCAUGGAGAGGCUGGGCCUCAUCACCUGGACAGCCGCUUCCUCAGAGAGUGGAUUUAUUUAUAGUUGAAAUAAUGAUUUCCUUCUCCACUGCCCAAUGUUGCCUGAGGCAUGAGAGCAAGGAGAACCCUGGGGCCUGGCCUCUCCUUCCCCUGCCUGGGGCCUUUUCCUCUGCCCUGCCCUGCCCUCUGUAGCUCCUGCUCCUCUUUCUGCCCAGACCGCAUCCUUGGGGCCAUACUACAGACCCACCACCAGAAAUAAACAAGUAUUUGCUCAGUACCAUUGUCUGGAGACUGCCAGAGUCACAGCCUAGGUUUGCAUUCUCUCUCUGCCAUGUCCUACCCAUUGUGUGACUUUAGGUGGAUGACUUAGUUUCUCUGUGCUGUAGGUUGUCUAUCUGUUUUUGAAGAAAAAAGGAAAGAAGAUAAUGUCUAUCCCAGGCUUUCUGGAGAAUGUCACAGAUUAAAUAUUAUGUAUGUAUUCUUUAAAUAUUGUCAAGAACUGAGAGACCAUGCCUAAAAAAGAAUUUACCGAGCUGCUGUGUAAGGAUUCAAGGCUGCUUGCUAUGUGCUAUGUGAGGAGGGACUCAGUUCCAGAAUGUGGGCCAAGUUGUGCACUUGUCUAGACCACAGUCCCAUGGGAGGCAGCAGGGCCAUGCUGUGGGGCUGAGCCCUCUCGUAGCUUGGCGCCUGGUGGUUGCGCCCUCCUCAGAGAGCUGGUCCCCUCUGCUUUGGCAGAGGAGCCGCCGACCAGGCUCUCCUAUAGAAGUGCUUCAGGCACUCACGGCAGGUGGCGCCAUUGGCUCACAGUUUGGCUCCAGCCCUGCCUGCUACCACCCCUGCCCAAACCCUGGCAGCAGAGGGUGCCUGACAGCAGUGGCAUCUGUGUAAGUUUGGGCAAAGACCCAGAAGGGGCUCUGUGUAGAGCUGGAGCGAGUGGAUCUCCAUUGGUGCCCAGAACGCACGGACCACAGACUUCUGGAAGGGACAGAUAGUAAAUAUUUCCAUUGAGGACCAUAUGGUGUAUGUUGCAACUUGAAGCAGGAAAGAAGCCUUGCAUGGCACAGACACAAAGGGGUGGGGCUAUAACCCAAUAAAAUCUGGUUU